GGGCCGGGGCCGGGGCCGGGGGGGGCCAUGGCCGGGGCCGGCUGGGCCCCGCCGCGCCUGGACGAGUUUAUCCUCACCGAGCGCCUCGGCGCCGGCACCUACGCCACCGUCUACAAGGCCUACAGGAAGAGGGACACACGGGAGGUGGUGGCCAUCAAGUGUGUGAGCAAGAGGAGCCUCAACCGGGCAUCGGUGGAGAACCUGCUGACGGAGAUCGAGAUCCUGAAGACCAUCCGCCACCCGCACAUCGUGGAGCUCAAGGACUUCCAGUGGGACAGCAACCACAUCUACCUGAUCAUGGAGUUCUGCGCCGGGGGGGACCUCUCCCGCUUCAUCCGGAUGCGCAGGAUCCUCCCCGAGAAGGUGGCGCGUAUCUUCCUGCAGCAGCUCGCCUGCGCCCUGAAGUUCCUCCACGACCGCAACAUCUCCCACCUGGACCUCAAGCCGCAGAACAUCCUCCUGAGCGCUCCGGAGAACCCCCAGCUGAAGCUGGCAGAUUUCGGGUUUGCACAGUACAUGUCGCCGUGGGACGAGAAACACGUUCUGCGGGGCUCCCCGCUCUACAUGGCCCCCGAGAUGGUGUGCUGCCAGCAGUACGACGCCCGGGUGGACCUGUGGUCGGUGGGCGUCAUCCUUUACGAAGCACUUUUCGGGAGGCCGCCCUUUGCCUCCCGCUCCUUCGCCGAGCUGGAGGAGAAGAUCCGCAGCGACCGGGCUGUUGAGCUGCCCAGCCGGCCCCUGCUCUCCCCGGAAUGCCGGGAUCUCUUAGGACAGCUCUUGGAGAGGGACCCUUUGAAACGCAUCUCCUUCGAACGCUUCUUUGCCCACCCCUUCGUGGAUAUGGAGCACGUCCCCGGCCCCGAGAGCCUCUGCAAGGCGACCGACCUGGUGGUGGAGGCGGUGAAGAAGGAUCAGGAGGGGGAUGCCUCCGCCGCCCUCUCCCUCUACUGCAAAGCCCUGGAGUAUUUUGUGCCAGCUCUGCACUAUGAAAGCGAUGCUCGCCGGAAAGAAGCUAUUCGAGCCAAGGUGGGGCAGUACAUCUCCCGAGCAGAGGAGCUGAAGGCGUUGGUCACCUCCAGCAACAAGAGCCUCUUGCAGCAAGGGAACCCGGCCAGAGAGCUCCUUAAAGAGAUGGCCAAGGACAAGCCUCGGCUCUGCACCGCGCUGGAAAUGGCUUCUGCUGCCAUCGCUAAGGAGGAGGAAGGCAAAGACGACGGUGACACCCUGGAGCUCUACCAGCAGAGCCUGGGGGAGCUGCUGCUCCUCCUGGCCGCGGAGCCCGCAGGGAGGCGACGGGAGCUGCUCCACACGGAGGUGAGUGCCAGCCGUGGGACAGCGGCGUGUCCCCGUUGGCGUGGCUUUGAAGGGAUUUUCCUCCCUCUCUCUCUGCCAGAUCCAGACCCUGAUGGCCCGAGCCGAGUACCUGAAAGACCAGAUGAAGAUGCGGGAGGCACAGUCCCUGGGCAAGGAGGCGCUGGCAGAGCCCGUCCGGAGCACCUGUACCUUGCAGUGAUGCCCAGGAGCCGGCCGGCGGGACGCUGCUCGCCGCCCUGGCACUGCCGUGCCAAGAGAUGCCGUCGGCAGGGCGGAGGAAAGACGAGGCUUUCGUCCCGACCGCAUCGGGGUAGCCGCCUCGGGGGGCUCCCCCUUGGGGCUCCCACCCCCAGAGGGUCCCACGGGGGGGUCCACGGGGCCAUCUGCUCCUCUGCCCGGGCGCUGGCGUCAUUUCCCGACGGGCAGAGUCCCCUCCCAGCCCUACCUCGACCGUCUGCUGCCGCAGCCUUCCCUGACAGUGGCAGGCAGGUUAUUCCACUCUAAUUCCCUCCGCUGGCUGUGACGGGCUGCGUAUUUUUAUCCUGGCACCGGGCUCCGGCAGAAUAUCCCCCCCUGCCAGUCGCAUACGUCUCUUGCCUUUUCGGCUGGAUGUUUCUUCCGCCUCCCAAAUUCUUCUGGGGGAGCCCUGAGCGUACGCGCAGCCCAGACCCAAAAAAUACCCGCGGUAGCUCCAGGCUGGUGGUGACGGCAGCAGGCAGGGGGUCGGGGUCGCUGCCUGCGCCUGCCCUCCGCUGUGCCUUUCUCACGCAGCAACUACCUCUCCGUGCCCACCGCUGCUCGUCCAGCCUCGAGCACCCAAUUUCACUGUCCCGGGCCAGCCAUACCUCCCUCUCGCUGCUAGAGCGUUGGGGUCGGGGCUUUUGCUUCCUAAACCCGCCUGCACUGGAGUCUGGCGGGGACUGACGCCUUCAUCAUUUGUGUCAUGAGGUGUUGGCAGUGCUCAGCAGGGACUAAUUGUGCAUGCUCCUCCGUGGGUAUAAUCGUCGAGUAAAACAGAUGAGCAGAAAUCAAUCACCUUCAGGGACAGAGUCACACGGCUGCAAACGGCAAUACCUCCCCGAAGGCAGGGCCUCGGCGUCCUGCCUGCUCUGCUCCUCAGGGCUCUGACAACUCAAAUAUCCAGAUUAUGUUCCCAGGAGCACCCCCCCAGCCCUGCAGAAGUCACUUUUCUGGGGUGGUGAGGUCUGCCUGCCCUGCAAAGCAAGGGACUUGUCUCGAUAUCUACUGUAUUUCAAGGGAAUGUAAUUUAUUGUCUUUAAUAAACACUUUUUUUGGUUUCUCCAA
Molecule: messenger RNA, 2619 nt
Organism: Harpia harpyja (harpy eagle)
Lineage: Eukaryota; Metazoa; Chordata; Aves; Accipitriformes; Accipitridae
Gene: ULK3
Product: unc-51 like kinase 3
Exons: 15
Coding region: 28-1818 (596 amino acids)
Biological process (GO): autophagy; protein autophosphorylation; peptidyl-serine phosphorylation
Cellular component (GO): autophagosome; cytoplasm
Molecular function (GO): ATP binding; protein serine/threonine kinase activity
Source: RefSeq, a predicted model, not a curated record